Hyla sarda is the source of this 2515-nucleotide messenger RNA. It is a transcript of the gene NT5E, whose product is annotated as 5'-nucleotidase ecto. Bases 89 to 1819 code for a protein of 576 amino acids. The record is from RefSeq and is a predicted model, not a curated record. Gene Ontology annotation, cellular component: plasma membrane. NCBI's taxonomy places the organism in Eukaryota, Metazoa, Chordata, Amphibia, Anura, Hylidae. Gene Ontology annotation, biological process: AMP catabolic process. The transcript is spliced from 9 exons. Gene Ontology annotation, molecular function: 5'-nucleotidase activity; nucleotide binding; metal ion binding.
GCCUCCUUCUGUAAUGGAAUGAAUUUCAUGUGAGUCUUCUCUAGCAGUGCACAAGGAGACUCCACACUGCUCUUGCCUGCUUGUGGGAAUGCAGCUUGUGUCUGGGCUAUUGCUGCUCUGUAGUGAGCUUUGCACUCUUUCAGCUUCCUUCCAGAUCACUAUCCUACACACAAAUGAUGUCCAUGCCCGUGUAGAGCAGACCAACAGAGACUCUGGUAAAUGUGGCAACCCUGCCGACUGCUAUGGAGGGGUGGCCAGGAGACUUACCAAGAUCAAGGAGAUCCGCGCUAGCCAUCAAAAUGUUUUGUUACUGGAUGGAGGUGACCAGUUUCAGGGGACCAUAUGGUUUAAUGUUUAUAAGGGAGAUGAAGCUGCAUAUUUCAUGAACCACUUGAAGUAUGAUGCCAUGGCUCUGGGAAACCAUGAAUUUGACAAUGGAGUUUCUGGUCUUCUGAGCCCAUUUCUCAUGAAUGUAAAAUUUCCUGUUCUGAGUGCCAACAUUAAACCGGACACCUAUAUUUCAUCUAACAUCACUGGAUAUUUUCAAUCCUAUAAGAUUCUGGAUGUUGGUGGUGAAAAAAUUGCAAUAGUUGGAUAUACCUCAAAAGAAACUCCAGUAUUGUCUGAUCCAGGCCCACAUUUGAUAUUUGAGGAUGAAAUUUCUGUGUUACAAACUGAGGUCUCUAAAGUAUUAACUCUUGGUGUAAACAAAGUUAUUGCAUUGGGACACUCAGGCUUUGAGACGGAUAAGCUCAUUGCUCAGAAAGUGAGAGGAGUUGAUGUCGUAGUAGGAGGACAUACGAAUACAUUUCUUUAUACAGGCACGCCACCUUCCAAUGAAGUACCUGUUGGGAAAUAUCCUUUUAUAGUAAAUUCGGACGAUGGUCGAUCUGUGCCAGUAGUUCAAGCAUAUGCCUUUGGAAAAUAUCUUGGAUACUUAAAUGUUACAUUUAAUGAAGAAGGAAAUGUCUUACAUUCUUCUGGAAAUCCAAUUCUACUGGACAGCAGCAUUCCUGAAGAUUCAGAGCUUCUAGUGGAAAUAAACAAGUGGAGGGAACAGCUAAAUGCCUUCUCAGCUCAAGAAAUUGGGAAGACUUUAGUGUUUUUGAACGGUUCUUCUUUGGAGUGUCGAUUUCGGGAAUGCAAUUUGGGAAAUCUAAUCUGCGAUGCUAUGAUAUAUAACAAUAUUCGGAAUCCUGAUGAAGUGAGAUGGAACCAUGUUUCCCUGUGUAUCAUGAAUGGUGGUGGAAUAAGAGCGUCUAUUGAUGAGAGAUCCAGUAAUGGAAGCAUAACGCUUGAAGACUUGUUAUCCGUACUACCAUUUGGAGGUACUUUUGAUAUAAUCGAAAUUAAAGGUUCAACCCUCAAAGCAGCAUUUGAGCACAGCGUACAUAGAUAUGGAGCCAGUACUGGAGAGUUUUUGCAAGUUGGUGGAAUAAAAGUGGUUUACAAUAUAGAUAACAAACCUGGAGAUAGAGUUGUCAGUUUACGAGUUAUAUGCACAAAAUGUCGAGUACCAAAAUAUGUUUCAGUGCAAAUGGAUGAAGUGUACAAAGUAGUGCUUCCUGCGUACAUUGCCGAGGGUGGAGAUGGUUUUGCCAUGCUGAAAAAUGAGAGUCUGAAACAUGAUAGUGGUGAUCUUGAUGUAGCAGUGGUUGGAAAUUUUAUCCGUAAAAUGUUAAGAGUCUACCCUGCAGUGGACGGGAGGAUUCAGUUCUCACAAGAUGACGCUGACAAGUCCUCUUCAAGCGCCAUUCAGAUGAACUUGCCCUUGGUUUAUUUAACAACUUUAAUUCUGUUGAUACAUAAAAUUCUCUGAAAAUCUUCAUCGAAGAUAUGAAACAAAGAUAAAGUCUUAGUAAUAAAUACUGUUUUCACUUGUUUUGUAAAUGUAAUACUACUAACCCUGCCAUUUUGUAAGGAAAAACAUUGAAAUGUCCAGAAUUUGUUGCACAAACCUGGCCCUCCAUUCCAUUGUACGUGAGGAGCUGAUAAAAAAAAAUCAAUACUAUUUCCAAACUGCCUUGUUUCCUAAUGUGAUUGGGGCCCUUGGAGAGAUCUACUGAUGAAAUAGAUAGAAAAGGAAUGCAGGCCGUGUGGGGGAGUAGGGUUUAUUUCAGAGUUCAGAAUAACUACAGUAUGUUAUAUGCAUAUGUAAAGCAUAUGACUAUAUGCUGGCUUGUUUUUCUAUGUAGAAAAAAAUAUAUAUGCCAUAUAAUAUGAUAUUCCAUAUUCCCAGAGUACUGAUACAAAUAUUUUUAUAUUUCAGACUUCUUUGUUAUUAUUAAAUGUAACUAUUUUCAUCCAAGAAGCAAAAUCGCUUAAACUUUUAGAUAUCUAAAAUACACAUACCGUAUAUACUCGAGUAUAAGCCGAGUUUUUCAGCACAAUUUUUCGGCUGAUACUCAAGUGAACAAAAAAAUGAUUCUGGCUUUAGCUGUGAGGGGAUGGUCCCGGCCGUCCAUCUCCGCCUGUCAAUUCCUUCUCAGUGGUCUUCAACCUGCGGACCUCCAGA